AUGAGUCAGGAUUGUGGAAAUCAAGAGGACACAUUUGAUCAGCAACUGGAAGAUGUAAAGCCACCACUCAUUAACAUAAAUUCAGGUGUGAGUGGACACAGAAGAAUAGGGGCUCAAAAGCCUAAAUACAGCAAUCAAACCCAGGCAGUCCUCUCCUCCCCCACAGCCAUUACUGCCGCGGCUGGGAAACGCUCCUUGGUACUAACUAACGAAGCAAGGAAGGAGAUGGUGAAGCAGGCCAGAGCUCUAAAAGAUGAGCGUAAGGCCAUGCUGGACAGCAGACACAGAUACCUCAUUGGCAAGAUUGCCAGUGGAGUCAACCUGGGUGAGGCAGAAGUGGAAGAGAAUCUUGUUUCUGAUGAUAAGUUUUGCAUGAUUGAUGACUUUUUUUCUGCCCAUGGAUCAAAGAGAUUACUUUUCUACUAUCAAGCAUCCCAUGGGAAUGCAUCCUCUUGGACAGACUCUGUCAGUGGAACCUUUGGACAGAAAAAACUAUUCAUCACUACUGGCACUACCGAGAACCUGAAUGGCUUUUGUUUGUUUUUCCUGCGGAACACAGGCAAGGCCAUAACAACCUCUAAUGUAUCACAGGAGGUGAAUUUUGGAAUGCUUGACUGCAUGGGUGGGCACAUUUUGCACAAUCUAGAGAAGCUGUUCACUCAAGUCUUAUAUCCUGCACUCAGUUCACAAGAGGAUUGGGGGAUUAUGAAAGAGGGUCAGAAGGACUCUCAUGUUCAGGACUUCCUGGCCUCUGUGCAUAGGUUUAUCUACAGUCUGUCUUCAGCUAGGAGAAACCUGGAGGAAAAGUUUCAGCUUCACAGUGUGGCAUCUGCUCCAGAUCUCAGCCAUCUUCAGGAACCUACAGAUUAUAUCAAUGCUGCAAAUAAUUCUGAACUGGUGGAGGUUCUGGAAGGGGUGCUAUUGCACUGGGCCAAACAGAUUGAGCAGGUGCUUGCUGAGAGUGAGCAGAUGAGGAAGGAGGCAGAUGACACUGGGCCCUCGGUAGAGCUUGAACAUUGGAAAAGCCGAAUGAACACCUUCACCUGUCUUUUGGAUGAAAUAAAACAACCCCAGGUGAAGAAAAUUAUUGGAGUGCUACAGGUGGCCAAGUCCAAGACCCUGAUUAAAUGGAAAGAACUGGAUGGAAACAUCACAGUUGUUGCCAAUGAGGCCAAAGAUAAUGUGAAAUAUCUUUACACAUUAGAAAAGUUCUUUAGGGUAUUGGGGAAGUGCACUCCGACUGAUAUGCUGGAACAUAUCCCCAGUCUACUAAACAGCAUUCGUUUGAUCCAAAGUGUGUCGCGGUACUACAAUACCUCUGAGCACAUGACAUCCCUCUUUGUGAAGGUCACCAAUCAAAUGGUAACAACAUGCAAGGCCUACCUUUGCCAAGGAGUGGCGAGAAUAUGGGACAUGGACAGACAGGAACUGUUAAAGAGGAUUAGGGCAUGUCAGCAACUGAACCAGGAGUACCGCCAAUGUUUCCUGAGAGUGUGGGAAGAGCUACCCCACCCCUCUGGCCACCACUUUGAUUUUAGUGAGAAUUAUAUAUUUGGAAAGUUCAAUACAUUCUGUAAACGCCUGGAGAAUAUUGUAGAUAUGGCUAUGACCUUAGAAGCUCUCUCGGGUUUGCAUUUGAUAAAAGUGGAGGGCAUUGAGAAAAUACAUGUACGAUAUCAAGCCAUCAUAACUAGCAUCAAGUCUAAGUCAUACAAUGUGUUGGACCACCACAGAGUGGAGUUUAACAGUGACUACCUGGAGUUCAAAAGUCAGAUACAAGGGUUGUAUCAGUCUCUUCACACAAUGAUGGAUACCUUUUUUCAACAGCCACUUUCUACUGAACAGGUUCUGGAUCUGUUGUCAAAGUUUGAGAAUGCUGUUGGUAACCAGAUGGACCUCAGUGACAAAUACACAAUUGUUCUGCACCGAUUUGCCUGUGACUUGGAGCAGGUCCGAAAACUCUACCAUAAACACAAAGACUGUCCUCCUAUUCCACGAAACAUUCCCCCUGUGGCUGGGAAAAUAAUGUGGUCACGACAGUUGUUCAGAAAAAUUGAGUCAACAAUGGAAAUCCUAAAAGAUAAACUGGAAAUCUUAAGGGCACCUGAGGUGAAGAAGAUUAUCCGAAUGUAUAACAAAAUGGCAGCAGUUCUAGUGGAGUAUGAACUGCUGUAUUACAGAGGCUGGGUCAGUGCAGUUGAGCUAGGAAAGCAGGGCCUCAGUUCUUCACUUCUCAUCAGACACCCAGAAACUAAGGAGAUCUAUGUGAACUUGGAUCCUAUUGUGCUGGAGGUACUGGAGGAGGCAAAGUACAUGCAUAGGUUAGGGGUGCAUGUGCCAGAGGUCAUCCUCAAUAUGUAUGCUCAAAAAGCUGAGUUGAAAAUCCAUCAGAACAAAUUGAUAGAGAUGCUACAAGACUUUGAGGCAGCAGUAAAGAGGAUCUCUCCCCUGCUGCAGCCCCUGAUGAAACCUUUUAUUAGUCAUGUGGAGACUGCACUUUCUCCUGGACUCAUCGCUCUCUCUUGGACCUCUCUAAACAUUAGCAGAUUUAUAGACACUGUUUAUGGUGCUCUGCAAGAGUUGGAGCAAGUGGCAAAAGUGAGCAUGGACAUACUAGAGUGUCGCAUUGAGCGGGUUGUGGAGAGCAUGUCAUGCACCAGCCUUCUAGCCCUUCCUGAGGACGACACAAUGGUUCCCCAAGACUUCCUCAUCCAGACCGAAAGCAUUGUGAGAUCGGCAAGACACACGCUGACUGUUCAAAGUCAGCAGGUAGAGCAGUCCAUGUAUGACAUCAUUGAGGAACUAAAAAGGGUGAUGAAACCUGCUGAGAUGCUGAACUUGGAGGACACCUUCCAAUGCCUUCACCCAGAUCUUAAACACAAGACCAGGUGCCAGGUUUGCCUGCCUUGUAGUUUCUACACCAUGAUGGGUCAGCUGUGUCAAAAGAACACUGAGGCAUUGGUUAAAGCUACCAAACUCUCCCUGGAUUCCUUGAGGCGCCGUAUCUAUGUCGUGAAUCCUAAGUAUACCUCUUCCACAUCAAGCCAUCCAACAGCCCUGACUCCUCUUUUCAGAACCUCUGUUGAACUAUCCAUCCCCAACAUCAUCUUCAAACCCACUUUAGAGGAAGUACAGACUAUUCUGAACAAAGUUGUGACUACAGUCAUGUCAAUGGCAAAGGAUAUUCCGCUCUGGAAAUUUUCACAUUUACAUCACAAACAACUACAGUUGGAGCAAUUAGCAGCACGAGAAGUAGGAGAUGAUGGCCCAGUCACCAAACAGCUCACACUCAGGCCCCUUGAGAGACAGAUUGCUGAGCAUAAGGAUGUCAUUAAAACAAUUGCCCAGCUGAGCUCCAUAGUGUCUUCCCUUAAAGUGGAUGCUGGGGAUGUUCUGGUAGACCUCACCCAUUUUUCUGCUCUGUGGACCCAGGAUCCAGCUGAGCAAGUGAAUGCAUUUCUGGAAACCAAUCCGUCCCUUCCUGAGUUCAGUGCUCAACUUUCAUAUUAUUCUGCUCUUGAAGCUAAGAUUGAGGACCUCCCAGCCUUCUCUACUUUAGGCUUCAUCCUUUAUGACAUUAGCUCUCUCAAGUUCUCCUUGAUCCAGGAGUGUCGGGCAUGGAAACGGACAUACGGGGGGGCCUUAAAUAAACGCGCCUCUACAGAUAUGCUGGAGAUAUGUGCUUUUGUAGAGGGGAUGGGCAGACAGCUUCAGAGGCCUAUUUCUGACCUGGAGGAUGUGAGAGGAACCAUGGCUGCUCUAAGAGAGAUACGUGAAACAGAGAUACAGAUCGAUGCCACUAUUGGGCCAGUGGAGGAGUCUUUUGCUCUUCUGAGUAGACAUGAGCUGCACUUCAGUGAUGGAAAUGCAGAUAGGAUGGAUAGUGUAAUGUAUGCCUGGAAGAACCUCCAGGCACUGGUUGUGCAAACCCAAACUACACUUGAGGUCAUCCAUCCAAGCAUGAAGGCAAAGCUGCUGUCUGAGGUUGAAAUGUUUCAGUCCGCAGUCCAAAGUUUCUACAAUGACUAUGAUAACAGUGGUCCAGGUGUGGUGGGGUUAAGCCCUCGUGAGGCCAGUGACAGGUUGCAGAUUUACCAGGCCCAAUUCGAUGAGCUUUGGAGAAAGUAUGUCACUUUUUCAAGUGGUGAACAGCUGUUUGGCCUUACAGUUAAAGAGUAUCCUGAUCUUCACAGAAUCAAGCGGGAACUCAGCCUUCUGUCUAAGCUGUACAGUCUGUAUAACUCUGUCAUUGACAGUGUUAAUGGCUACAGUGAUAUACUGUGGGCAGACCUCAACAUAGAAAAGAUAAACAGCGAACUUCAGGAUUUUCAAAACAGGAUCCGGAAACUUCCCAAGGCACUGAAGGAAUGGCAAGCCUUCAAUGACUUAAAGAAGACAAUUGAUGACUUCAGUGAAACCUGCCCUCUACUUUACAUGAUGACAAACAAAGCAAUGAUGCCCCGGCAUUGGCAACGCUUGUCUGACAUCACAGGCCACAAGUUUGAGGUGGAGUCUGGGAAUUUCAGCUUGAAAAAUGUCAUAGAAGCUCCCCUGCUGAAAAACAAAGAAGAUAUUGAGGAUGUGUGCAUUAGUGCAGUGAAGGAGAAGGACAUUGAAGCAAAGCUUAAAGAUGUGGUGGCAGAGUGGAGCAGCCACCAGUUCACGUUUACACCAUUUAGGAACCGUGGAGAACUCCUGCUGAAAGGCUCUGACACUAUGGAGAAGGUGGUAUUGCUAGAGGACAGUCUUAUGGUACUCGGCUCACUUAUGAGCAACAGAUACAAUGCUCCUUUUAAGUCCUCUAUUCAGCAAUGGGUGCACAAGCUGUCAAACAGUUCUGAGGUCAUCGAAAAAUGGAUGACUGUGCAGAACCUUUGGCUAUACCUGGAGGCCGUGUUUGUUGGAGGGGACAUUGCCAAACAACUUCCACAGGAAGCAAAACGGUUCCAGAGUAUUGAUAAGUCUUGGCAAAGGAUCAUGCAGAGAGCACAUGAGGUACCAAAUGUGGUGCAGUGCUGUGUUGGGGAUGAAACUCUGAGCCAGAUACUCCCUCACCUGCUGGAACAGCUUGAGGUGUGCCAGAAAUCCCUCAGUGGAUACCUUGAGAAGAAACGCCUGAUCUUUCCACGCUUCUUCUUUGUGUCUGACCCUGUUCUCCUCGAGAUACUCGGCCAGGCAUCAGACUCACAUACCAUACAAAGCCAUCUAUUAAACCUUUUUGAUAAUGUGAACAGAGUUGUGUUUCAUGAGAAGAACUACGACCAAAUCCUGAGCUUUCAGUCACAGGAGGGAGAGACUGUGGACUUGAGUGAAUCCAUAAAUGCCCAAGGCAAUGUGGAGAACUGGCUGGGCUUGUUGCUGGAUGGAGUGAGGAAGACCCUCCAUAACAUCAUCAGAAAGGCACAUAUGACUGCAAGUGACCCAGGCCUGAAGCUUGUAGAGUUCCAGUCAGUCUUCCCUGCACAGGUUGGCCUAUUGGGCAUCCAGCUGAUCUGGACCAGAGAUGCAGAGGAGGCCCUCAACCUCAGCAGGGCUGAUAAAAAGAUCAUGCAGACAACAAAUCAGAGAUUUCUGGAUAUGUUGAAUGAGCUGAUUGACAUGACUACUCAUGAUCUUACCAAGAUUGAGAGAACCAAGUAUGAAACUCUAAUAACAAUACAUGUACACCAGAAGGACAUAUUUGAUGAUCUGGUAAGAAUGAGCAUCCGAUCAACAGCAGACUUUGAGUGGCAGAAGCAGUCACGCUUCUACUUUCUAGAAGACACAGACAGAUGCUUUAUUCAGAUCACUGAUGUGGAGUUUGAUUAUUGCAAUGAAUAUCUAGGUUGCACUGACAGACUGGUCAUUACCCCUCUCACAGACAGAUGUUACAUCACCUUGGCCCAGGCACUAGGUAUGAGUAUGGGUGGGGCACCAGCAGGGCCAGCAGGAACAGGAAAGACUGAAACAACUAAAGAUAUGGGCCGUUGCCUCGGCAAAUAUGUGGUGGUGUUCAAUUGCUCUGAUCAGAUGGACUACCGAGGCCUUGGUCGCAUUUACAAAGGACUGGCGCAAUCUGGUGCAUGGGGCUGCUUCGACGAGUUUAACCGCAUUGAGCUGCCUGUGUUGUCAGUGGCUGCACAGCAGAUCUACAUUGUCCUGCAGUGCAAAAAGAACAAAAAGUCUCAGUUCAUUUUCACUGAUGGAGAUGUGGUAGACAUGGACAAAGAGUUUGGCAUAUUCUUAACUAUGAAUCCAGGAUAUGCUGGACGACAGGAGCUGCCUGAGAACCUGAAGAUACAGUUCCGCACAGUAGCCAUGAUGGUACCAGACAGAGCCAUCAUUAUGAGAGUGAAACUCGCUAGUGCUGGCUUCAGAGACAACCAAGUGCUCAGCCGCAAGUUUUAUACCCUCUACAAACUGUGUGAAGAGCAGCUGUCCAAACAGGUCCACUAUGACUUUGGACUGCGCAACAUUCUAUCAGUGUUGAGAACUCUGGGAGCAGUGAAGCGAUCCAAUCCAUCUGAGUCAGAGACCUUUGUUGUCAUGAGGGUGCUGCGUGACAUGAAUCUGUCCAAACUGGUGGAUGAGGAUGAGCCUCUGUUCAUGAGUCUGAUUAAUGAUUUGUUCCCGGGGAUCAGUCUGGAUAAAGCUGGUUACCCUGAGCUGGAGGCAGCUAUUCAAAAACAAGCCCAGGAGGCUGGUCUCAUUGCACACCAGCCAUGGAUGCUCAAACUGGUGCAGCUCUAUGAGACACAACGAGUGAGGCAUGGUAUGAUGACUCUUGGUCCCAGUGGAACAGGGAAGACCACCUGCAUUCACACUCUGCUGAAGGCCAUGACGGAAUGUGGCACUCCUCACAAAGAAAUGAGAAUGAACCCAAAAGCCAUCACAGCUUCCCAGAUGUUUGGCAUGCUAGAUGUAGCCACAAAUGACUGGACAGAUGGAGUGUUCUCCACUCUGUGGAGAAAGACUCUGAAAGCAAAAAAGGGGGAAUAUAUAUGGAUUGUUCUGGAUGGUCCAGUAGAUGCGGUCUGGAUCGAAAACCUCAACUCAGUCUUAGAUGACAAUAAGACCCUUACCUUGGCUAAUGGAGACCGCAUCCCAAUGUCUCCAAACUGUAAAGUAGUGUUUGAGCCUCACAACAUAGAUAAUGCAUCUCCAGCCACAGUGUCCCGCAAUGGCAUGGUCUUUAUGAGCUCCUCUGUACUAGACUGGAAGCCCAUCCUGCAGGCUUGGCUAAACAAAAUUCCAACAUCACAGGCAGAACUACUUCUGAGCUGUUUUAAUUCCAUCUACCAGGACCUGAUGAGCUUUGCUUCCACUGCAAUUUACCCAAAAAUGCAGCUCCUGGAAUGCAUGUACAUCAAACAGACCAUUGACCUUUUACAGGGCCUACUGUCAGCCGGAGAGGAGAAGCACUUAUCUGCAGAUCACAUUAGCCGUCUGUUUGUGUUUGCUCUGAUGUGGUCUGUGGGAGCGCUUCUGGAACUGGAUGAUCGAUCAAAGAUGGAGGUGUUCCUCAGAAACCAUCCAGUUUUGUUGGACAUGCCCAGCCCACAGGAGGAUCAGACCAUUUUUGAAUUCAUGAUCAGUGAAUCUGGUGAAUGGGAUCUGUGGUCGAAGAAGGUGCCAGAAUAUCAUUAUCCUAAAGACACAGUGCCAGAUUAUGCUUCUAUUCUUGUGCCAAAUGUGGAUAACACACGGACCGAAUUCCUUUUGCAAACCAUUAUGAAACAAGGUAAACCAGUACUAUUGACUGGGGAGCAGGGUACUGGCAAGACUGUUAUGAUCAAGGGUUAUACCAGCAAGUAUGAGCCCGAGACACACCUGAGUAAAAGCCUGAACUUCUCCUCAGCAACCCUCCCCAGUAUGUUUCAGCAAACUAUUGAGAGCUACAUUGACAAGCGUAUGGGCACAACAUAUGGACCACCUGCAGGGAAACGGAUGACUGUUUUCAUUGAUGAUAUAAACAUGCCAGUAAUCAAUGAGUGGGGAGACCAGAUAACUAAUGAAAUUGUACGUCAGCUGAUGGAACAAAGAGGCUUUUACAGUUUGGAACGGCCUGGCGAGUUCAUCACUAUUGUGGACAUGCAGCUGGUAGCAGCUAUGAUACACCCCGGAGGAGGCCGCAAUGACAUCCCUCAGCGCCUUAAACGCCAGUUCUGUGUAUUCAACUGCACGCUGCCUUCUAAUUCAUCCAUAGAUAAAAUCUUUCACACCCUGGCAUCUGGAUAUUUCUGCUUAGAAAGGGGCUUCACAGAGGAUGUGUGCUCAUUGGCUGCUGCACUGGUCCCCACUAUCAGGAAGGUGUGGCAAGCUAUUAAAACUAAGAUGCUGCCUUCUCCUGCAAAAUUCCACUAUAUUUUUAACUUGCGGGACUUGAGUAGGAUAUGGCAGGGGAUUCUCUCCAUAGGAGCAGAGGUGUGUAGAGGGCAAGAGGUACUGGUCUCUCUCUCUCACCAUGAGUGUACAAGAGUCAUUGCUGACCGCUUCAUCGACCAGAAUGACAGGGAGAUCUUUGAUGGCAUUCUAGAAAGGAUCAUCGAGGAAGACCAUGGAUCUGGUCUGGUGGGAUGUGGUCUAUGGGAGGAGUAUUUUGUGGAUUUCCUUAGAGAUGCUCCAGAAAUGACAGGAGAUGAACCUGAAGACACUGAAGUUUUGGCUCCAAAAAUCUAUGAGCCUAUUCCCUCCUUCUCAGUUCUAUCAGAACGUCUUGCCCUAUUUCUGCAACAGUAUAAUGAAUCUGUGAGAGGCACUAAUAUGGACCUGGUCUUCUUCAAGGAUGCAAUGAUCCACCUAAUAAAGAUAUCACGGAUAAUCCGCACACCCCAAGGCAAUGCACUGUUAGUCGGAGUGGGAGGAUCUGGGAAGCAGAGCCUCACACGACUGGCCUCCUUCAUUGCUGGUUAUGAGAGCUUCCAGAUCACCCUUACACGGACCUACAACGUGACUAAUCUCAUGGAGGACUUGAAGACCCUGUACAGAACAGCAGGACUACAGGGCAAAGGUGUCACCUUCAUCUUUACAGACAAUGACAUCAAAGAUGAAUCAUUUCUGGAGUACAUGACCAAUGUAGUGGCAUCAGGUGAAGUUUCCAACCUGUUUGCCCGCGAUGAAGUAGAUGAAAUCACCCAGGAACUAAUCCCCUCCCUGAAGCGUCAACACCCUCGCUGCCCUCCCACCACUGAUAACUUGUACAACUACUUCCUGUCCAGAGUGCGUAGUAACCUCCAUGUGAUGCUUUGUUUCUCUCCUGUUGGGGAGAAACUUCGUUCACGCGCCGUAAAGUUUCCAGGUCUGAUCUCUGGAUGCACCAUUGACUGGUUCCAAAGAUGGCCCAAAGAUGCUCUGGUGGCAGUAGCUCAGUACUUCUUGGCCAGCUAUCCAUUCCAGUGCUCUGUGGAAGUUAAGCAGAGUGUAAUGGGCACAAUGGGAACCUUUCAGGAUAAGGUGGCACAAAUGUGCACUGAGUACUUCCAGCGCUAUAGACGACAGACCUAUGUGACACCUAAAUCAUACUUAUCUUUCAUUAAAGGAUACCAGACCAUUUACUCUGAGAAGAUUGCGAAUGUGGGAAUGCUAGCAGAACGAAUGAAUUCUGGUCUUGAUAGACUAAUGGAAGCAGAACAGGGUGUAAAACAGCUCUCCAAAGACCUGGCAGUUAAAGAACAGGAGCUGGAGGUGGCAUCUCAUAAAGCAGAUGUUGUCCUUCAAGAGGUCACCAUCAAAGCACAAGCGGCUGAGAAGGUUAAGACACAGGUGCAAAAAGUGAAAGACAAGGCCCAGGCCAUUGUGGAUGAAAUAGCAGGGGAUAAGAAAGCAGCAGAGUCGAAACUGGAAGCAGCCAAACCUGCUCUGGCCGCUGCGGAGGCUGCACUUCAGACAAUAAAGCCAGCAGAUAUUGCAACAGUGCGAAAGUUGGGUAAGCCACCACAUCUGAUCAUGCGCAUUAUGGACAGUGUGCUGCUGCUGUUCCAGCGUCGGGUGGAUUCUGUCACCAUGGACCCUGAGAAGCCUUGCCCAAGACCCUCUUGGACCGAAGCCCUCAAACUGAUGAACAACUCAGGCUUUCUCAGCAUGCUGCUCAACUUCAAUAAGGAUACCAUUACUGAAGAGGUUGUUGAGCUCGUUUUUCCUUAUCUGAGUAUGGAGGAUUAUAAUCUGGAGUCAGCCAAGCGGAUUUGUGGCAAUGUGGCUGGACUUUGCUCCUGGACUGAGGCUAUGGUGGACUUUUUUGGCAUCAAUAAAGAAGUCUUGCCCCUGAAGGCUAAUUUGAAACUGCAAGAGGCCCGUCUUGCUGUGGCUCAGAAUGAACUGUCCAGAGCUCAGGAACAGCUGGAUGCCAAGCAGAAAGAACUGGACGAGGCACAGGCGAUUUAUGAUGCUGCAAUGAGAGAGAAACAAUCACUGCUGGAGGAUGCUGAAGGGUGCCGCAGGAAGAUGUCCAACGCGAUGACCCUCAUUGAUGGACUUCGCGGAGAGAAGAUUCGCUGGACAGAAAGCAGUAUUGAGUUCCAGAGGCAAAUUCAGCAUCUAGUGGGAGACGUGUUGCUGGCUACUGGUUUUCUGUCCUAUGCUGGUCCCUUCAACCAAGAAUAUCGUAACCUUCUUAUUCAGCAGUGGAAAAAAGAAAUGAACAACAACCAAAUUCCAUACACUGAGAGUUUCAGUGUUAUCACUAUGCUAGUGGACAAUGCCACUAUAGGUGAAUGGAACCUUCAGGGCCUUCCGAGUGAUGACUUAUCCAUCCAAAAUGGCAUCAUUGUCUCUGGAGCUUCCCGCUAUCCCCUUCUUAUUGACCCCCAGGGUCAGGGAAAGACAUGGAUAAAGAACCGCGAGAGUAAUAAUGGUCUACAGGUGACAUCUUUAAAUCACAAAUAUUUUCGAGCUCACCUUGAAGAUUCCUUGUCUCUUGGGAAACCACUUCUCAUUGAAGAUGUUGGGGAAGAGUUGGAUCCUGUUCUCGAUAACAUUUUAGAGAAGAACUUCAUCAAAUCUGGCUCAACAUAUAAAGUUAAAGCGGGAGAUAAAGAAGUGGACGUAAUGAAGGAAUUCACCCUUUACAUCACAACAAAAUUGCCCAACCCAGCCUACAGCCCUGAGGUUAGCGCAAAGACUGCAAUUGUGGACUUUACUGUCACAAUGAGGGGUCUGGAAGACCAGUUGCUUGGUCGUGUAAUACUCACAGAGAAACAGGAAAUGGAAUCAGAGCGAGUAAAAAUGUUGUCAGAGGUCACAUCCAACAAGCGGAAGAUGCAGGAGCUGGAGGACAAUCUGUUAUACAGACUCACUAGCGCACAGGGCUCACUAGUGGAGGAUGAGUCCCUGAUAGAGGUGCUCAGAAUUACCAAAGACACUGCAGAGGAGGUUAGGGAGAAGUUAUCAGUAGCAGCGGAGACUGAAAUAAAGAUUAAUCAUGCCCGUGAGGAGUAUCGACCAAUCGCCACAAGGGGGAGCAUCCUCUACUUCCUCAUUGUAGAAAUGAGUCUGAUCAAUGUCAUGUACCAGACUUCACUUCGCCAGUUUCUUGGCAUUUUUGACAGUUCUCUGGAGAAGUCACCAAAAUCUCAGAUUACCUCAAAAAGACUGGAUUAUAUCAUGGAUUAUCUUACCUAUGAGGCGUUUUGCUACACAGUACGAGGCCUCUAUGAAGACCAUAAAUUCCUCUUCACCCUUCUCUUGACCCUAAAGAUAGACCUUCAAGCGAGAAACAUUUCUCACAAUGAGUUCCAGGCUUUCAUCAAAGGUGGGGCGUCUCUUGACCUAAACUCAGUGGAGCCAAAGCCAAGGCGGUGGAUUCUGGAUAUGACUUGGCUAAACCUGGUACACUUAUCUAACCUGUAUCCCUUCACAAACCUACUGGCUCAAGUGGCACACAACGAUCGAGCCUGGAAGUGCUGGUUUGAUGAACCAGCUCCAGAAGAAGCCUCAUUUCCAGAUGGUUACGACAGCCUCCUCAAUGCCUUCCACAAACUACUGCUGAUCCGAAGCUGGUGUCCUGAUUGUACUAUUGCACAGGCACGGAAGUACAUUGCAGAGUCAAUAGGACACAGAUAUGCAGAGGGUGUGAUACUGGACAUGGAUGCUAUGUGUAAAGAGAAUGAUAAGAGGACUCCAAUGAUCUGUUUUCUUUCUAUGGGCUCAGACCCUACUGAAAAUAUAGAGAGGCUUGCUAAAUCAAAGAGUGUUUCCUGUAGACCCAUAUCUAUGGGACAAGGACAGGAGGUUCAUGCUCGGAGGCUGUUAGCCCAGAGUAUGUCAGAUGGAGGAUGGCUGCUUCUUCAGAACUGCCACCUUGGUCUGGAUUUCCUGGAUGAACUUCUAGAGGCUGUCAGUACUACAGAGAACAUCCAUGAGAGCUUUAGGGUUUGGUUGACCACAGAAGUGCACCCUAAAUUCCCCAUCAACUUUCUCCAGUCAUCAGUCAAGUUUACUAAUGAGGCUCCACAAGGUGUGAAAGCGGGGCUGAGGAGGACCUACAGCAGUAUCACUCAGGAGCAGUUGGAGAUCACCAACAUGCCACAGUGGAGACCUCUUCUCUAUGCUGUGGCCUUCCUAAACACCACUGUACAGGAAAGGCGCAAGUUUGGCCCACUGGGAUGGAACAUUCCCUACGAGUUCAAUCAGGCAGAUUUCACUUCUAGUGUGCAGUUUGUGCAGAACCACCUGGAUGAAGUGGAUGUAAAGCAUGGUGUCAACUGGAGCUGUCUGCGCUACAUGCUUGGAGAAGUGCAGUAUGGAGGAAGAGUCACAGAUGACAUGGACAAACGGCUGCUCAACACCUUCACUCGUAUCUGGUUUAGUGAGAGCAUGUUUGGGGAUAACUUUUGUUUCUACAAAGGUUAUAGUAUACCAAAGGUUAAGAUGUUGCCGGAGUACCAUUCCCAUAUUGACACCCUACCACUGGUUGACACACCUGAGGUAUUUGGCCUUCAUCCAAAUGCUGACAUCACCUGCCAGACAAACAUGGCCAAUGAGAUUCUAAGCACGAUUAUUAGCAUCCAGCCCAAGGACAGUAGCAGUGGCGGAGAUGAGACUAGGGAGUCUACAGCUCUGCGCCUAGCCAGUGAGAUGCUGGAGAAGCUACCAGCAGACUAUGUUCCUCAUGAGGUGAGGAGUCAUUUGAAAAAAAUGGGGCUCUUCCAGCCAAUGACCAUAUUUCUGCGCCAGGAAAUUGACAGAAUGCAACGCAUAAUAAGCUGUGUACGCAACACUCUUUCUGACCUUAAACUAGCAAUUGAAGGGACUAUAAUCAUGUCAGAGGAUCUUCGAGAUGCUCUGGACAGCACAUAUGAUGCUCGUGUUCCUAAGAUGUGGCAGAGAAUUUCGUGGGAAUCAGCCACUCUUGGUUUUUGGUUUACGGAGCUUAUUGAAAGGAACCAGCAAUUCCACACCUGGACUUUUAGCAGCCGUCCCCAUCAGUUCUGGUUGACAGGAUUUUUUAAUCCGCAGGGUUUCUUAACUGCUAUGCGUCAAGAAACAACCCGUAUGAACCUGACUAAAGGUUGGGCCCUGGACACUGUUGUGCUGCUUAACAAUGUUACAAGAAUGAUGAGGGAAGAUGUGAUAGCCCCACCACCAGGAGAUGUGGGAGGCGUCUACAUUUAUGGACUCUUUCUUGAUGGUGCCGGUUGGGACAAGCGGAACAGCAAGCUAACAGAAUCCCCUCCGAAGGUCCUUUUUACUGCACUACCAGUGGUGCAUGUGUAUGCUGUGAACAGUGCCAGUACAGCAGAUAUCAAGCGACCCCAGGGCAUCAGCCUCUACCCCUGUCCUGUAUACAAGAAGCCCAAACGAACUGAUCUCAACUUCAUCUUCACACUCUUUCUCCGAACCACACAGAACCCAGAUCAAUGGACACUGAGGGGUGUGGCCUUACUCUGUGACUGUAAAUAACAGAGUUGUAUUACUUAAGUCCAGUCUGGGGACCACAUGUUAAUUGUUAAUUAUUUAAUUGGUUUUAUUUGUUUGGCACCACAAGCAAUCUACCAACUAUCCCCCCAACCCUCCCCCCAAAAAGCUGAAUUUGAAUUAUUUAAAUUCAUGGUCUUGAAUAUAUAUUUUACAGGUCUCUUUCUUGACUAACCCCUGUUAUGGUCUUGGUGCCAUCUAACCACUGUUAUGGUCUUGCUGUUGACUCAGACUUGCCCUCCUGUAGGUCUUGUUCUUCACUCAGACUCAAGUUAUUAGGCUUUGGUCCUGACUUGGUCUCAAACACUUGCAAGUAAUUCAUGUUAGGAGUAAAUGUUGAUUGAAAAAAAAAGGUUUUUUUUGCCAUCAUUAGUUUAGUUUAUUAGUUUGAAUGUUUAUCAUUAGCUUUCUGCCUAUUUCUGAUUACUUUUCUGCUUCUGAAUUAUACUGAUGUUGUUAUAGCAGAUACAUAUACACAAUUCAGGAUAAAUUCACCCACCAGUCAAAAACUCUUGUGUUUUGUGUGAAUUUGUUUGGGAUGUUUUAUGAAUUUAUUUGAUGUUAAGCUUCUGGGAAAGACUUGUUUAUGAAAAAGUAAAUUCCAGCACUAUUUUAUUAUUUUGUGGUUUUCCAACAAUGAAAAUGCUCAGGUUAUAUAUAAUCACUUAUUUGUAAAACUAAUACUAUUCUUCCUGCAUUAUGCAAUUCAUACACUUUGCAGCAAGUAGUGUUUUUUUUUAUCCCAUGUUUAGUCAUUAAACCAAUUCUCAACCUCACCUGUCAUACAACAACUUCCAACCAUGGAGGUUGCAGCAUGCACAUGCUUGCUCUGAGACACAUGUAGCCACAUCCUUUCAAGCUGUUGCCCAUGCUGCAACACAGGGCAAUGGAACACACUUGGAGGAAAGCAGUAACUGCCCUGUCAGCAAUUGCAAGUACACACAUGUCCACAAUUGGCUGGUGUUGCUGGACAAGGAACACCCCCACCCAGAGAACAGCCCGAUUUGCUUUGUUGGACUCCUGGCCACAGCUGUGGCAUUAUCAGGGCUUGACCUGCUACCUUCACAUAGCAUGAUUUUAUCAUUUAACAAAUUAUUUCCUUUUUUAAACUCACCCAAAUAUGCUCCAGUAAAAAUAACAUUUAUUCAAGUAUGCUACAUUUUAAUAUGCUAAAGGACACAACGUGUGUAUUCAGCCAAAAUAAAGUGAGCUAAAAUGGAACAAUUAUUUUGUUACCCGUUAUACAGCAGUUGUCCAAGUUUAAUACAAUUUGUAAUUGUAUUAAGUAUACUUGACCAUAUUAAAAUGAAUGUAUGUAUACUUCAAAAAUACUUUUCCAUAUGUAUCUUGUAUAUUAGGUAUCCCCAACAAAACAAUUUGCAUUAGAGUAAAUGUACAUAUUAGUAGUUUAAUUAAAUUUAAUUAAAAAUAUUGAUUUAAAUGUUGCCUG
Electrophorus electricus (electric eel) is the source of this 15343-nucleotide messenger RNA. NCBI's taxonomy places the organism in Eukaryota, Metazoa, Chordata, Actinopteri, Gymnotiformes, Gymnotidae. The record is from RefSeq and is a predicted model, not a curated record.